AUGAAUUAUUCAAUCACAAUCCUAUAUUAAGUAUUGACAACCAGUUCAGGAAAAGUAUUUUUAAUUGAAGAGAAAAGCUAUAAUACUUCAAUCAAAUAUUAUGCAUUUUAAUUUUAGUAAAAAGAAACUAUUGAAAAAUAAUUUUUGGAAUAAACAAAAACUCUUGCAAAAUCAAAAUAUUAGCAUUUAUUUAGAAAAUAUUAAAAGAUGCUUUUAAAUAGUUAAUAUACUAAAUAAGAAUUAUAUUUAUUUGAUUAUUAUGAAGAAAGUUAAUUUUUAGAUUUAAAAGUGUUGGAUUAUGGAAAAAAUAAAAAAUCUUUUGAAUAUUCAGAAAUUAAAUAAUAUCUUAAAUAAUUGCUAUUAGCCUUAUAUGAAUUACAUAAAAGUGAUAUGCCUGGAAGAAUUUUUUCAGUUUAUAAUAUAUUAGUUAUUUAACCAACUGAAAAGCUUGUUUUAAUGGAUUUUGGAUUCGGACCAGAUAUUUAAUAAGAUUAAUUAGAUAUAUUGGCACCACCUGAAUAUUUAGAAGAAAUAAUUAAUCAAAGUAUUAUUUUUAUAUAUUUAAGAAUAAAAAAAAAAUUAUUUUGACUUAAAAUUUGAUUCUUGGUUGGUUGGAGCAUUUUUGUAUCAUUUAAUAAAAUUCAAAUCAAUAAAUUAGAUUGAAGUAAGUAAAAAUAAUUAUGAACGACUUAAAUAUGAUAAAAAAGAAAAAUUUUAUGAAUAUUUAUCAAAGAUUUAGUUUAUUCCUUGUUAGACUUAAAGAUACAAAGAAUCUCUACUCUCUUUUGUCUAAGCUUUACUUACUUGUGAUCCAAACAAAAGAUUAUCAUUUUAUGAAAUUUAUCAACAUAAAUACAUUUAAGAACUUAAUAUUGAAGGAGUAUAAUAAUGUAUUGAAUUUUAUAAGAAAUGUGAAUAGAUUAAAGAUCCAUUAAAUGAUGUAUUUUUUACUUCAGAUUUUAAAAAUGAUGUAUUUGACACUAAUGAUUUUGGUCGGGUUUCUUCAAAUUUACACCCACCAGAAGCAAAAUCUUUGGAGUUUCCAAAAAACCUUGAAAUGAUAUAUACUGAAGAAGCAAAACCAAAAUAACAAAUACAAAUAAUACCAAAAAUUAUUAAUUAGAUAAGUAGCUUAAAUUGUCUUGAUUAUUUGAAUAUUAUUAUGAACAAACCUUAAUUUUCAAACCAGAAAUUUUAAGACUAUUGGCUCUAAAUUUAAUUAGAUUGUUUGAGAUGCUAUAUAUUAGCAAAUACAGCUGAUAGAAUUUAAACCAUUUUUUAAAAAUACAAACAUCCCUUUGAAAAGUUAUUUGUAUAUAUCAUUAAAAAAAUGCAUUUGCUUAUUUUAAGGGAAUUUAAUAAUUAUUUGAAAUCAGAUUUUUUUAAAAAUAAAUCAGAUCAAAAUUGGUCAACCUUUAAGGAGCAACAUUAAAAAGAUUUAUUCAAAUCUAAUGAACUAAACUAAUAUUUGGAAAAAUUAACAUCCGAAUUAAUAAACAAUUUUUAAUAGAUAAAAUUAGAUUAAGAUCCUACACUUCCUGAAAUAAUAAAGAAAUCAUUAAAAGAUGAUAAAGAUCAAAAUUAUAAUAUGAUUUUGAAUUCAUUGGAAUUCUAUUUGAAUGGUUAUUCAGAGGCUCUUUAAACACUACUCUAAUUUAUAAAUUCAUAAACUAUUUAAAAUCAAGAAUAAUCAGAUGAAUUAAAUUAAUUUAAGAAAUUAGUUUAUUUUUGUGUAGAUAUCAAUAUUUCUUUUCAACCUCAACAUUUUUAAGAAUAAUUUAAAGGGCUUGCGUCAUAAAAUCAAAAAGUAUAACCAAAAGAUAUCAUUAAUUUUCUUGAAAUUAAGUAUAUAAUUAGAUGA
Molecule: messenger RNA, 1861 nt
Organism: Paramecium pentaurelia
Lineage: Eukaryota; Ciliophora; Oligohymenophorea; Peniculida; Parameciidae
Source: the annotation of a GenBank genome assembly